Molecule: messenger RNA, 1010 nt
Organism: Paramecium primaurelia
Lineage: Eukaryota; Ciliophora; Oligohymenophorea; Peniculida; Parameciidae
Source: the annotation of a GenBank genome assembly
AUGCGAAAUGGGAAAAAACAUUUUAACUGUAUCCAAAAUUUAAAUUUUAUAAUACAUAGGAAAUGCUAUUAUUCAAUCGUUUAUGGUAUUGUAAUUAAAUGGUAAGCAAUAAAUGAUGAAAGAAUUUAAGUUAUAAAUGAGUUUAACAUGAUUUCAUUCGAAAAUAAAACAUAUUCUCACAUUAACCCUAAUGUAGAGGAAGCGCUAAUCUCUUUGAUUAAUUUUUCCUACAAAGGUUCUAUUUAAUUCAAAAUCCUAGUAAUUAUUUAGAGAUAUUAAUUUAGAUUGCUUAAUUAAUAAAAUCUAAUGUAUCUGUUGUAAUAACUAAUCCAAACAAUAAAUUAUAAAAUCUUUUAGUGAUGGGAUAUUAAGUAAUUUUAGGAGUCAAAGAAGCUAUUCUCAAUUUAGUACGAUCAAUAAAAUUGCUGUUUACAUAAGUCCUCAUUAUAAUUUUAAAGAUUCUUCUUUAUUGAUUACACCUUUCAUUGGGAUUUCUUAUGAUUUAACAGAUAACUUCAGACUUAAUAAAACAUAUUACACAAACCAAUAAGCAAUAUGGUAUCAGAUACAUACAUUAUUAAGUACAACUAAUUAAUAUGAUUUUAGAUGAGCAGUAUUGUACCGCACAAAACCAUAAGCCAGCAUGGCUCAAGUAUAAAUUUAUAGUUAAAUUGUCAAUAUGUCCUGCUACCCAAAUAUUCAAUACUUAGGAUACAUUUUCAAUAAUUCUUGAUUAAAGUCAUGAAUUAAUUAGCAGAAAGAUUUAUGCAAAAAGCUUUACAAAUAAAUCUAUUUAAAGUUAUUUAAAUAAAUGUAAUGAACGUUUACAAAGUUAAUAACACUAGUUUAAGCAUAAUUGCUACGGGGCUAUCAAUACAAUUAAUUUUUCAAUUAAACUAUUCCCAACAACUUAGGCACAUUAAGAAUUGAUAAAGUGUAUUAAGUAUUAUACAAUUAUGAGAAAUGAAGUCAAAGUCAUAGAUAUCAAACAAAUUGACACUUAAUUAUGA